This is a messenger RNA of Trametes versicolor FP-101664 SS1, 258 nucleotides long. RefSeq lists its product as uncharacterized. NCBI's taxonomy places the organism in Eukaryota, Fungi, Basidiomycota, Agaricomycetes, Polyporales, Polyporaceae. Bases 1 to 258 code for a protein of 85 amino acids. The record is from RefSeq and is a predicted model, not a curated record. The transcript is spliced from 2 exons.
AUGUACUUCCCCACCACCACCGUCCUCUUCACGCUCGUCGCCGCUCUCUGCGGCAGCUCCGCGAGCGCACACCCUGCCGCCGCAUCCGCCGCGGUCGCAUUGCGCGCGAGCGCCGCCGUCGCCACUGCAGCUGUAGCCACUGCAGCCGUCGCAACCGCAGCCGUCAAACCCGCCGCUGCAGCUGUCGCCACUGCGGCUGUCGUCGACGCUGACGUCAACGCGGUUUGGGGCGACUGGAUAUUUCUCUGGGAGAUGUGA